Messenger RNA from Nannochloropsis gaditana CCMP526, 807 nucleotides. RefSeq names its product redoxin domain protein. Gene Ontology annotation, biological process: cell redox homeostasis; cellular response to oxidative stress; hydrogen peroxide catabolic process. Bases 80 to 604 code for a protein of 174 amino acids. The record is from RefSeq and is a predicted model, not a curated record. The transcript has 3 exons. Gene Ontology annotation, molecular function: thioredoxin peroxidase activity. Gene Ontology annotation, cellular component: cytoplasm.
CUACAGGGACAUCCCAUGGGCGCUGGCUGGAGCAGCAGUUACGCUUGAGGCAUUAAACCACUACGAUUCAGACAAGACAAUGCCUUCCCAAGUUGGUGAUUUGUUUCCAAAUGUUGACCUCUGGGUUUUGGAGCCUGCACACUCCGACAAUAAACCUCGUCAACCAGUUUCUGUUCGCUCCUGGCAACUUGUUAAAGGCAAACGGCGCGUAAUUUUCGUGGGCAUUCCAGGACCGUUCACGCCUGGGUGCUCAAAAAGCCACGUCCCCGGUUUCAUCGAGACAGCCCUCCGCUUGCAAGCCAAGGGCAUAGAUGACAUAUACGUGAUCAGCACCGCGGACGCAUUUGUCAUGGACGCCUUUGCCAGAACCUUGGGGACUGACAAGCAAAGGCAACCUCUCGCGAUUACAUUUUUGGCGGAUGGGAACCAUGCUCUUACGAAAGCAUUGGAUAUGGAGCUGGAUGGAUCAGCGCGCGGGAUGGGCAUGCGAAUGCAACGUUUCGCUAUGGUAGUGAACGGCGAUGGUGUCAUUGAGGACUUGCUGGUGGAUCCCUCGGGCCAUAUUAAAUUUUCACGGGCGGAAAAUGUUUUGAGUCGUCUGUGAAUGAACUGAGAGAAACAUUCGACAUGGGAAAUAAGCACGCUUCGUUCUGAAGUGUGGCUUCUGCGCUUUGAUCAUAUUAACGAGUACUGGUUGAUUUUACUUUGGUACUGGAACAGAAGGCUCUUUCGAAAGGCUUGUGCAAUAUCAAUUAAACACGCAUAAUAAGCAACGUGAAUGUUAAGGAAGCUAUGUCAAACUUGGAA